Apis mellifera (honey bee) is the source of this 5457-nucleotide messenger RNA. Its product is annotated as probable multidrug resistance-associated protein lethal(2)03659. Gene Ontology annotation, cellular component: membrane. Bases 356 to 4357 code for a protein of 1333 amino acids. Gene Ontology annotation, biological process: transmembrane transport. Lineage: Eukaryota; Metazoa; Arthropoda; Insecta; Hymenoptera; Apidae. The transcript is spliced from 15 exons. Gene Ontology annotation, molecular function: ATP binding; ABC-type transporter activity; ATP hydrolysis activity. The record is from RefSeq and is a predicted model, not a curated record.
GUUCAAUUAUCUUUGUAUCUUCUGUUUCUGUGUUAAAAAUGAAUCGUUGAUAAUAUAAAUCCUCCUUUCCUCGUAUGUUUGCAAAAGGUGUCAUUUUGAUUGUUAUUACGAAGAGAUACGGAUAUAAAAACAGAGAUAUACGUAAAGAUAGUCUAUACGAGGUGAUAUUAUGUGUAUUAGUUUAAGGUUAACCAAUAACAUAUACGAACUCGAGCGAGUAAAGCACAGUCAACUGUUGCAAGUGCUAGUCACCGGUAAUUUAUUGUGAUUUUGAAAUGUAAUGGGAUAUUUACAUACCAAAAAAUAGUUACGUUUAUUUUUAACCGAAAAAUUGAUUAAUAAAUCAAAUGUCAUUAUGGAUGGAAAAAUAAAAAAAGAAAGAAAAAAACAUCCUAGAGAAGGAGCAAAUCCUCUUAGUAUUUUAACAUUUGCAUUUACGCUUCCUAUUUUUUGGAAUGGUUCUCGUAAAGAUUUAGAAGUAAGUGACUUAUACAGACCUCUCAAAGAGCAUAAAAGCAGUUAUUUAGGAACAAAGAUAUCAAAAACAUGGCAAAAGGAGUACAAAGCUUAUGAAAAACAAAAGUUGCUAAAUGAAAAGAAGGGAAAAUACAAUCAAAAAAAAUUAAAGGAGCCUAGUUUACUAAAGGUUCUUUUCAAAUGUUUUGGAUUUCAAUUACUUAUAUAUGGAAUAUUUUUAGCGGUUGCGGACAUUGUGCUUAGGGUACUGCAACCUUUAUUUCUUGGUCGACUCUUGAGAAUGUAUAAUAGUGACAAUGCUUUAGAAGGAGAAAAAGAAAAUGCCUAUUUAUAUGCGGGUGGUAUAAUACUAUGUUCAUUUUUAUUGUUAUUUGUUAGUCACCCGUACAUGAUGGGGGUACUUCAUAUUGGAAUGAAGUUACGCGUGGCUUGUUGUACAUUGCUAUAUAGAAAAGCAUUGAAGCUUUCAAGAACUGCUUUAGGAGACACAACAGUGGGACAAGCAGUGAAUCUUUUGUCUAAUGAUGUUAAUAGAUUUGAUAUAGCAAUAAUAUAUAUACAUUAUUUGUGGAUUGGUCCACUUGAAACUAUCAUUAUAACAUAUUUUAUGUAUAGGCAAGUCGAACUAUCUGCUAUGUUUGGAGUUAUAGUACUUUUAUUAUUUAUUCCCUUACAAGGAUAUUUGGGUAAAAAGUCCUCGGUGUUCAGAUUAAAAACUGCUAUUAGAACAGAUGAAAGAGUCCGUUUGACCAAUGAGAUUAUUAGUGGCAUUCAAGCAAUCAAAAUGUAUACCUGGGAGAAACCAUUUAGUAAAUUAAUCGAAAGAGCUAGAAGGAGAGAAAUCAAUAUUAUACGAUAUAUGUCUUUCAUUAGAGGUAUUACCAUGUCUUUUAUUAUGUUCACUACAAGGAUGUCGCUUUUUAUUACUAUAUUAGCUUAUAUACUGUAUGGUCAUAAAAUUACUGCUGAGAAAGUGUUUAUGUUACAAGCGUAUUACAAUAUUUUACGUCUAACUAUGACCGUCUAUUUCCCACAAGGAGUAACACAAAUAGCAGAAUUAUUAGUUUCUAUAAAACGUUUACAAAAAUUCAUGUUGUACGAAGAACUUGAGGAAACGAGCAAGAAAACGGAAGAAUGUAAAAAUGAGAGAUCAAAAGAUGACCAAAAUGAUGUUAAUAAAGUAGAAAAAGAUACAAAUGAUGUGAAAAGUACAGAUGUCGAAACGAACAAUCAAACUGAAUAUAUUUUAUCAUUAAGAAAUGCUAAUUGCAAAUGGUUGGUGCACGAUCAAGAAGACACGUUGAAGAAUAUCAAUAUUAAUGUGAAAUCGGGCGAAUUAAUUGCUGUUGUUGGCCAAGUUGGUUCUGGUAAAAGUAGUUUGCUUAACGUCAUAUUAAAAGAAUUACCAUUGAACUCUGGCAUUAUAGAGAUAAAUGGUAGAAUCACAUAUGCUAGUCAAGAACCAUGGUUGUUCGCCGGCUCCGUUAGGCAAAAUAUUUUGUUUGGUAGAAAAUUUGAUCAAUACCGUUACGAUCGUGUAAUUAAAGUCUGCCAACUGAAAAGAGAUUUUACUUUAUUACCAUAUGGAGACAAAACGAUCGUCGGUGAAAGAGGAAUUAGUUUGUCCGGUGGUCAACGUGCUAGGAUAAAUUUAGCAAGAGCGGUUUACUCAGAAACAGAGAUAUACUUGUUGGAUGAUCCGUUGAGCGCCGUAGAUGCUCACGUAGGCAAACAUAUGUUCGAAGAAUGUAUCGUGAAGUAUUUAAAAGGAAAGACUAGAAUUCUCGUCACGCAUCAAUUGCAAUACUUACAAGCUGUAGACAGAAUUAUUGUUCUGAAAGAUGGAGCAAUCGAGGCGGAAGGUUCUUACGAAAAACUUGCUUCCAUGGGAAUGGAUUUUGGAAGAUUGUUGGAGAAAGAGAGCGAGGAGGAAGAACAACAACGAUCAUCUAAUCCACCAAGUAGGACUACUUCUCGACACGCUAGUGUAACAUCUUUGAGUUCUAUAAAAAGUAACACUAGUGAGAAAAAUGAUCCAGUCGAAAUAGCUGAAAUGCAGUCGAAAGGCAAAGUUUCCGGUGAAGUGUAUGCAAAAUAUUUCCGUGCAGGUGGAAAUUGGUGUCUGGUAGCUACCAUUGCUAUAUUUUGUGUGCUUGCACAAGGCCUCGCUAGUGGUAGUGAUUUCUUUAUCUCUGAAUGGGUCAACAUGGAAGAGAAAUACGUAAACGAGACGAACAACGAAGUGGAGAUAAAUUGGAAAGGUCCGUUAAGCCGUGAAUAUUGCAUAUAUUUGUACACCGGCUUAGUCAUUUCUACCGUUAUAAUUACUUUCAUACGUUCAUUUACCUUCUUUACGACAUGUAUGAAAGCAUCAAUUAGAUUGCAUGAUCGUAUGUUCCAAUCUUUGAGUCAAGCAAGGAUGAGGUUUUUCAAUACCAACACGUCUGGACGUGUUCUUAAUAGAUUUUCAAAGGAUAUGGGCGCUAUCGAUGAAGUAUUACCAAUAGCAUUAAUCGAUUGUAUACAAAUCGGCUUGUCCCUCCUUGGGAUUGUAGCUGUUGUUGGAGUAGCUAAUUAUUGGUUACUAAUACCCACCGUGAUAAUCGGAAUAGUUUUCUACUAUCUUCGUGUUUUCUAUCUGGCAACUAGUCGCAGUGUCAAACGUCUGGAUGGAGUUACUCGAUCCCCGGUCUUUGCACACCUCAGUGCAACCUUGGAAGGAUUGCCAACAGUACGUGCCUUUAAUGCCCAAGAAAUUUUGACGAAAGAAUUUGAUGAACACCAAGAUUUACAUUCAUCAGCAUGGUACAUAUUCAUAUCUUCUUCAAGAGCGUUUGCAUUCUGGCUGGAUUUCUUCUGCGUUAUUUACAUCACCUUGGUUACUUUGAGUUUCUUGCUACUAGACACUGCCGCGGGGAAAGGUAACGUGGGUUUGGCCAUAACGCAAAGUCUCGGAUUAACUGGAAUGUUCCAGUGGGGUAUGAGACAAAGUACCGAGCUAGAAAAUCAAAUGACUUCAGUAGAACGUGUAUUGGAGUAUACCAAUUUGGAGAGCGAACCACCCUUCGAAAGCACGCCGGAUAAAAAACCUAAAGAAAAUUGGCCAGACGAGGGUAAAAUUGAGUUUCAAAACGUAUCGAUGAGAUAUAGUCCAACCGAGAGUCCGGUAUUAAAGAAUUUGAAUAUCAUGAUUUAUUCGCACGAAAAGAUAGGAAUUGUUGGACGAACAGGUGCUGGAAAAUCAUCGCUAAUAUCGGCAAUUUUUCGCCUUGCGUAUCUCGACGGUGUUAUCAAAAUAGACGGUGUUCCGAUUCACGAGAUUGGACUUCACGAUUUGCGUUCAAAGAUUAGUAUAAUUCCUCAAGAACCCUUCCUAUUCUCGGGUUCGUUGAGAAAGAAUUUAGAUCCUUUCGAUAAUUACAACGACGAUGAACUUUGGCAAGCAUUGGAAGAAGUUGAAUUGAAAGAAUAUAACCUACAAUCUCACAUUAACGAAGGUGGUUCUAAUCUGAGCGUUGGACAACGUCAAUUGGUCUGUCUGGCACGCGCGAUAAUAAAAAACAAUCCGAUCCUUGUUCUUGACGAGGCAACUGCGAACGUCGAUCCACAAACCGACGAGCUUAUCCAGAAAACAAUUCGUGUAAAAUUUGCCAAAUGUACAGUUCUCACUAUUGCCCAUCGUCUCAAUACCGUGAUGGACAGCGAUCGAAUUUUGGUUAUGGACGCCGGUAAUGCAGUGGAGUUCGAUGCUCCUCACGUGUUGAUUCAAAAGAAUGGACAUUUGAACAGUAUGAUAAACGAAACGGGGCCGGCAAUGGCAGAAGUUUUGAAAGAAAUUGCACGCCUAAGCUACGAAAAUCGAACGUCGACCACGCUUUGAUGAACUUCAUAACCUAUUCACGGAAUGGAAUUGAGAAUCCAUUCUUCUCUUCGAAAGACUACGUUUACGUAGUGUUAUUAGAUAGUCUCUUUGUACAAUUAUAUAAAUUUAUAGGACUAGUACUUUUAACGAAGUACAUGUUAUUUUCAGGGCUCAUUUUUUUUUUUUUUUUUAUCGAAUUUCACGUUCGUCGAUAAUAUCAAUCAUUGCCAUAGACUGAUAUACCUUAUGAGCGAACUUGAAAUCAGUAUUUUUAUCCCGAUAAAUAUUGCUUUAAAUAAUUGUAACAAGAUUCAAAUACGUACUUAUAUACAUGUGAUAUGACAUUAUUUUUAUACAUACCGUACUAUAAUUAGAGAUUUACCUCGUCGUUUCUUCCACGUAUCGGUGCUGUGUAAUAUAAAAAAAACCAUUCUUCAGAAGAAUAGGUAUCUAUACGAUUUCUUAAGUAGAAAUGUUUCGAUCGAUUUAUGCUCAUAUCAAAACAAUUUUAUUAAAAAAAAAAAAAACCGCGAUUCUGUAUUUAAUUGCCACUUAUGUACAUAAAAAUUGGAAAAAAAAAAGAAAAAAAAGAAUUACGAGUUUGAGAUAUUUUCGGUUCUUUCCUCAUCUGUAUAUAUCGAAUCGAAUCUUAAAUUCGUAAUACGAAGCAAACGAGAGCAGCUUUAUAUAGUCGAUCAAACGAAUUUUCCCAGUUUUGUACUGUGUCAGAAGUGCAAUUUUUUCUAUUCAAGAAUCUAAAAGGUUCAUGUCUUAUACUUAUUAUUUUACAUAAUAGACUUAUUUUUCGUACAAGAUGAUAUAUCGUACGCUUAAGUGAAAUUAAUCGUAUUAUGUACAAGUGCCUAUGUAAUUUAAUUAUAAAUGGAAAAUAUAAAUGCAACAUUUAUCUUGUUGAUACAUCGUGUCUUUUUUUUUUCAUUUUCAAAGAAUUUUUCAUUCACAUUUAACAUUUUCUAUUAUAGAAAAUAACAAUUAUACGACGAUUAUUGUUAUCCUUCUCGUCGUCGUCGUCGUUGUUGUUAUUGUUUAACGAUUAAAAAUGGCAGUGAUCUCGAUAAAUUUACGAAACGCAAUCUCGUUAAUAAAGAAAAAAAAAA